Molecule: messenger RNA, 861 nt
Organism: Tricharina praecox
Lineage: Eukaryota; Fungi; Ascomycota; Pezizomycetes; Pezizales; Pyronemataceae
Exons: 1
Coding region: 198-593 (131 amino acids)
Source: RefSeq, a predicted model, not a curated record
UACCACUGUCAGCAUAACUAUCACCAGCCAUCAACCCCUCGGAGUCUCUCGAUCCUAGCAUAUUAUCACCAGCUAUCAACCCCGAAUCUCGAGCCGAUCCUACAUACUAGCAUACCUACCUACAGCACAAGCACUCGCAUCCCCCCACCCCCGCCCCCCACUCCGGCAAAUCCCAUAUCCGAAAAACAAAGCUCAGGAUGGUCCGAGUCCGCCGGUGGAUGUGUUGCAAAUGCGGCAACUCAUGGAUGGUCGUAAAAGACUCCGACGACGCAAACAUCUGCUCGUACAGCGAGUGCCAGCACGAGCGAUGCACGGGUUGCACCACCGUCAUGAUGAACGUGCCCAUGGAUCCCGCCGGCAUCACCCCCAUAUGCAGGCCCAUACCGGACCAGAUUCACCUUCCCCAACAUCAUCAUCAAAAUGAAGACGACGAGGAGGACGUGGAGGAACGGCCGUCAAUACACCUCCCCACCACCCGGCCCAGAGUCUCGCACAUGCCGCACGCCGAUGACGGUGCCGAAGCAACGAUACCCCACGGGCCGAGUCCGACCAGCCGGGUCUGCGGAGAUCACGAUCUGCAGGCACGGGGCUAAAGAAGAAGAUGUAUAGAUACAUUGUCCUGAAGGUCUCUGUGUUUUUUUUCCUAUGGUUAUGUGCAGGGGGUUUCUUGGGAGUUUCUUUUUUUAUUUAUCGAAACGGAUCUGGCGCAUAUCAAACAGGUUAUAUCGUUUUGUUUUAUUUUUUGUUUGUUUCGGGGACAGCAGAGAUAUGUGUAUUAUUUCGGGGAAAGGAAGGAGAGAUAUGUAUUUUAUCGUAGCUUCCUCAGCUACGGACGGCACUGCAUUGGAUGGGCAUUGGGCG